Malassezia sympodialis ATCC 42132 is the source of this 4743-nucleotide messenger RNA. RefSeq names its product pentafunctional protein ARO1p (gene ARO1). Gene Ontology annotation, cellular component: cytoplasm. The record is from RefSeq and is a predicted model, not a curated record. NCBI's taxonomy places the organism in Eukaryota, Fungi, Basidiomycota, Malasseziomycetes, Malasseziales, Malasseziaceae. Gene Ontology annotation, biological process: aromatic amino acid biosynthetic process; chorismate biosynthetic process. Gene Ontology annotation, molecular function: 3-dehydroquinate synthase activity; 3-dehydroquinate dehydratase activity; shikimate 3-dehydrogenase (NADP+) activity.
AUGAACGAGGCCGGGGCGGGCCACAAGGUGCCGUCGUACCAUGCGCCGCCCUUUACGUCGAAGCUGAGUGGUGCUACAAUCCACGAGCUUCGUUGCCUAGACACGCGGAUCCAGCUGGGUUUCCACCUGGUGCCGCACAUUGUGCAGACGCUGUACGCUGAGCUGCCGACGAGCUCGUAUGUGCUGUUCACCGACGCCCAUCUCGAGGCGCUCGGCGUGGUUGACCAGUUCCGCGAAGCGUUUGAGAAGUAUAGGCCAGAAGGCAACGCAUCGCGCGUACUCGCACACGUGCUGCCACCUGGCGAGGAGAGCAAGAGCCGCGAGACCAAGGCAGGCAUCGAGGACUGGAUGCUGGCGCACCGCCUGACACGCGACACGGUCGUGCUGGCCUGCGGUGGCGGCGUGAUGGGCGACUUGGUGGGCUUUGUAUCGGCGACGUUCAUGCGGGGCCUUAAGUAUGUGCAGAUUCCUACGACGCUGCUCGCCAUGGUGGACUCGGCCGUCGGCGGCAAAACGGCGAUCGACCAUCCCUACGGCAAGAACCUCAUUGGCGCGUUCCACCAGCCGCAGUUUGUGUUUGUGGACGCCGCAUGGCUCCUCACUCUGCCUGAGCGCGAGUUCUGCAACGGCAUGGCCGAGGUGGUGAAGACGGCGGCGAUUUGGGAUGCCGACGACUUUGACAAGCUCGAGAGCGAGUCCGAGUCGAUCCGCGCGGCCGUGCUCAGCGACGAGGCGCGCGCGGCUCCGGCCGGCCUCGGGCACACGCUCGCCACGCGCACGCCGUCGCAGACGCUCCUGCUCGAUGUGAUCCGCGGGAGCAUCGGCGUCAAGGCCCACAUCGUCACGAUCGACGAGAAGGAGACUGGCUUGCGCAACCUCGUCAACUUUGGGCACUCGGUCGGCCACGCGAUCGAGGCUGUGCUCACGCCCGCCAUCCUGCACGGCGAGUGUGUGGCCAUCGGGAUGGUGCUCGAGGCGGAGAUUGCGCGCGCGAUGCACGGCCUACCGCAGGUCGUGAUCGGGCGGCUCGUGCGGGCGCUGACGAACUAUGGACUGCCCGUCACGCUCAAAGAUGCGCGCAUCGCCGCGCUGCCGCAGGCGCAGGCCAUCACCACGGCGCGUCUGUUGGACAUUAUGCGCGUCGACAAGAAAAACGCCGGCACGGCCAAGAAGAUUGUGCUCCUGUCGCGCAUCGGCGCGACCGCCGAGGAGCGGGCCAGCACCGUGCCGGACGCCGUGAUCGCGCGCGUGCUCGCGCCGUCUGUCCAGGUAAGCUCGUCGCGCGGCGUACCGCGCGAGCCGGUGACGCUGCCGACGCCCGGCUCGAAGAGCGUGUCGAACCGUGCACUCGUCCUCGCUGCCCUCGCCGAAGGCACCUGCCGCCUGCGCAACCUGCUGCACUCGGACGACACGCAGGUCAUGAUGAACGCGCUGCGCACGCUGCGCGCCGCGGACUUUGCAUGGGAAGAGGACGGCGCUCAGCUCGUCGUGCACGGUGGUGGCGGCCGCCUGGAGGCGUGCGACAAGCCAGUGUACCUGCAGAACGCUGGCACCGCUGCCCGCUUCAUGACCGGCGUCACGACGCUGCUGCGGGAUGGCACGGUGACCCUCACGGGCAAUGCGCGGAUGAAGCAGCGCCCGAUUGGGCCGCUGGUGGACGCCCUCCGUGCGAACGGUGCGGACAUGGCGUACGUCGAGGCGCCGGGCGCCCUGCCUCUGUGCAUCACGGGCCGUGGCGGUCUGCGUGGCGGCGUGAUCCGCCUGGCCGCGGACGUGUCGUCGCAGUACGUGUCGGCGGUGCUGCUGUGUGCGCCGUACGCCCAGGAUCCCGUCACGCUCGAGCUUGUCGGCGGCAAGGUCAUUUCGCAGCCGUACAUCGACAUGACGGUGGCGAUGAUGGAGUCGUUUGGCGUGCGGGUCGAGCGGGUCGCUGAGCAUGUGUACCGCAUUCCGCAGCAGGCCUACCGUGCGCCAGCCGUGUACACGGUCGAGAGCGACGCGAGCAGCGCGACGUAUCCCCUGGCUGUCGCGGCGAUCACCGGCUCGACGGUCACCGUGCCGUCGAUUGGCUCCGCGUCGCUCCAGGGCGACGCGCGCUUUGCGCGCGACGUGCUCGCGGCGAUGGGCUGUCGUGUCGAGCAGACCGAGAACAGCACGACUGUCACUGGUCCGCCGCCCGGCACGCUGCGGCAGCUCGGCGAGGUCGACAUGGAGCCCAUGACCGAUGCGUUCAUGACAGCCGCCGUGCUGUUCGCCGUGGCACAAGGCACAUCGACCAAGAUCACCGGCAUUGCGAACCAGCGCGUGAAGGAGUGCGACCGCCUGCGUGCUACGGUCACCGAGCUUGCCAAGUUUGGCGUCGAGGCGCACGAGCACGACGACGGCAUCGUGGUGUAUGGCCGCUCGAUCGCGGACCUGGCGACCUCGGCGCCCAUCGCCUGCUACGACGACCACCGCAUCGCCAUGGCCUUCAGUGUCCUGGCCAGCGUCGUGCCAGGCCAGCCGACGACCCUGGAGGAAAAGCGGUGCGUCGAGAAGACGUGGCCUGCCUGGUGGGACGUGCUCGGCACGCAGCUGCGUGUGCCGCUCGCCGCUGCGGACGAGGCCAUGUCGCUCGUGCCGGCGCCGCGCGCGUCCGCUGACCUCUCGGGCUUACCCGGGCGCUACGCGUCAGACGCGACCAUUGUGCUGAUCGGAAUGCGCGCCUCAGGCAAGUCGCACAUUGGCCGCCUCCUCGCUGAGCGCAUGCACCGCACGUUCGUCGACGCGGACGAGGUGCUCUCGCAGCGCUUUGACCUGGGCACGUUUAUCGCGCAGCAUGGCUGGGACGCCUUCCGCCAAGAGGAGACGCGCGUGCUGGAGCAGCUCUUGCGCGAGUGUGCGCACGGCCACGUCCUCGCACUCGGCGGCGGCGUCGUCGAGGCACCGGCCAGUCGGGCGCUCCUCGCCGCGUUCCAGCGCACGGGCCCUGUGGUGCACGUGGUGCGCCGCUUCGAGGAGAUCGAGGCGUUCCUUGCGACGAGCCACCGCCCGCCGUACGGCGAGCCGCUGCGCGACGUGUUCGAGCGGCGGCAGCCUUGGUACAAUGCGUGUGCAUGCUUCGAGACGGUGAACGAGGGCGACGUCGUCACCGCGCUCGUGCGGCAGCUGGCCCCGGCGCUCGGCGCGCCUGUGCCGGCGCGACCUGCCUUCUUCCUCUCGCUCACCUUUUCGCACAUCCGCGACGCACUCCCCGUGCUUGCGACGGCCUCGGCCGGUGUGGACGUGCUGGAGCUGCGCGUGGACCUCCUGGACCCGGCGGGCAUGCCGUCUGUCGACGAGGUGCGGGCGCAGGCCGUCCUCCUGCGGCAGCACUCGCCACUCCCGAUCCUGUACACGGUGCGCAGCGUGUCGGAGGGCGGGCGGUUCCCUGACGACCAGGAGCAGGCGUACUGGGCGCUCGUGCGCCUCGGCGUGCGCCUCGGCUGCGAGUGGGUCGACGUGGAGCUGCGCCGCUCGCCGGACGCGUGGCGCGAGCUGCGCGCGCACCGCGGGCCCUCGCGGAUUGUGGCGUCGGCGCACGACACGGCGGGACAGGUGCCGUGGACGUCGCCGGCGAUGGCGCAGCUGUACGAGCGCGGGCACGAGUGGGGCGACCUUGUCAAGCUCGUCGGCAUCGCCCAUUCGGUCCAGGACAAUGUGGCGCUGGAGCACUUCCGGGCGGCGCGCGAUGCCUCGACGCUCAUUGCGAUCAACAUGCAGGCGGCCGGCCAGCUUUCGCGCGUGCUCAACCCGCUUCUCACGCCCGUGACGCACCCCAGCCUGCCGAGCAGGGCGGCGCCGGGGCAGCUAAGCGUGCAGGAGAUCCACGCGGCGCGCCACCUCCUCGGCCUGCUGCCUGCGCAGCGCUUUGCCCUCCUGGGCACGCCGAUCGUGCACUCGCUGAGCCCGCUCAUCCACAAUACUGCGUUUCAGCUGCUGGGCCUGCCGCACUCGUACGCGCUGCACGAGACGGCCGAGGUCGAUGCGAGCGUACGUGCGCUCGUGCGCGCGCCCGACUUUGGCGGUGCGAGUGUCACGAUCCCCCACAAGCGCGACAUCCUGGCACUGCUGGACACGCUGUCGCCUGAGGCGCAGGCCAUUGGCGCAGUCAACACGGUGGUGCCACAGCGCGACGGCGAGCGCCUGUCGCUGCACGGCGAGAACACGGACUGGCGUGCGAUCUAUGAGCUGGCGCACCGGGCCCGCCGCGCAGCGCGCACGGCCCUCGUGAUCGGCGCCGGUGGCUCGGCGCGCGCCGCACUGUAUGCAAUGCACAGGUUGGGCGCCACGACCGUCCUCCUGUACAACCGCACGUACUCGAAGGCCGCGGAGCUUGCGGCGGGCGUGCCUACCGAGUGGCGCGUGCAGCCGUUGCAGGCGCUCACGGACGCCGCUGCCCAGGCGCCCGACGUCAUUGUGAGCAAUGUGCCGGCUUCCGGCACGUCGCUGACGCCGGGCGGCGCCGACAUUGUGCUGCCGGCCGACCUGCUGUCGGCCGGCGGCGGCGUGGCGAUUGACAUGGCGUACCGCCCCGAAAAGACGCCGCUGCUCACGCUCGUCGAGCAGAAUCCUGCAUGGCACGGUGUCCGUGGCCUUGAGAUCCUUCUCGAGCAGGCCUUCCACCAGUUCCGUCUGUGGACGGGCCUGCCGGCGCCGCACGACGCCGUGGCGCGCGCCGCGUGGCACGCGUACCGCGCGCAGGCCGAGGCUCUUAGCACGUGA